Symbiodinium necroappetens is the source of this 2499-nucleotide messenger RNA. Lineage: Eukaryota; Dinophyceae; Suessiales; Symbiodiniaceae. The record is from the annotation of a GenBank genome assembly.
GGUGUGGCGUAUCGAAGGUCACCAAAUGUGACAGAUCGUGAAGGUGGAUACGCAGGCCCUUCAUACGACGACAUUGUGCCUGUCGAGAUGAUACAAGGUCAGUGGGCUCGAUGCGCGAAAGGAUGGCUUCCUAUGCGUCUGGAUGGCUGCAAUGUCUUCGAGCUGCUGGAUGGCAUCCUACGGGCACGCUGCAUCUCCUCCCAGGGUGUGGCUUUCAGGAAAAGCCCGACUUUGGAGGAUCGUGAGCUGAUGGUUAUGGGGCCCGUCUUCCAAGAAGUCGUGGACGUCGUGGAACGAGUGGGCACUUGGAUACGUUGCCAGAAUGGCUGGCUUCCGCUGACGAUAGGCGGGCAGCCAGUCUUCGAGCUUUUCGCGGACUUCACCGAAAAGGAGAGGAGGCAAACUGUCCAGGUCCAGGCCUCGGACUCCGAAGGCUCUCCACCGCCCUGGUUAGGAGGAUUCUUGGACACCUGGACAUGGUUCUUGGUUCGGACGUCCUGCCGGUGGGGCUUUAGCUUCGCGACCAGCUCUCCGCGACUGACGCUGAGCUUGGCAGCGAUGUCUGGUAUUUCGCUUUGGGUGACGGAUGAUGCUCCGCGGCUGGUGGUGGUCUCUGCCGUCUUUGCGACUCUGACCAGUGGGAUUGGCAGCCUGGUCGUGGGUGCCAUCAAAGGAGACUCUGGUGAGGAGCUUGCCAAGUCGGCUUUGUCCACCGUUUUGGAUCUGGGGGUUGCCGCGAUAGCGGCCAAAGCCCCUUUUGUGGGGCCGUUCGUCGACAUCGGCAUCACCAUUUUCAAGGAUCUCGUACUGGGCUCGCAGCCACCGCCCCCUUUCAUGACUGAGAACGACGUCAAAGCGAUGCUGGAGGAGUUCCAGGUUACGGUGCAGGAGGACACGAAAAGGCUAAUUGCUAACAACGCCUUCAAAGAGCAAGUUAAAACGAUGAAGAACCUGAUGUACAAGUACGACACCCACCUCCGCAGCAGCAAAGAUCCAUGGAUGGUUGCGUUGGGUUCCCAAGACACUCUUACUCAGGAUCCGGGUUGGAUCAUUGGCAAGAUGAAUUUUCUGCUGGAGUCAGAGUAUUUGGACGCCUUCGGGCAUUGCGAUCGCUAUCAGAGGCAGCUGUGGGACACAACCUCCAAGCAGGACAACGAUUACAAAAGUGAUUGCGAGAAGUGGUUGCAGCAAGUCCAGCUCCUGGAUUGCGAUGCACUUCCGACACACGAUCAAAAUGAUUGCAAAUCAGUGCAGUCACUGAUCCGUGGGACCGCCCUGAAGCGCGCGAAGGAGACGACUCGCUGGAUGGUGGACAACGCCCUGGGGCAUCGCUUGGGUCAAAUCCACUCCGUCGAGACCCGACGCGACGACAAGGACAUGGUUUGUGUGGACAGCCAUAUGGAGUACACGCGCCGCAGGCAGCAACACAUGAGAGAGAAGGUGGACGGUUUCAGGAGGCUUAAGGCCGCGUGGCAAAAAGGUGCCUACCAAGAUUGGGGGCAGCACAAGUCGAAAGCUGACAAAGUCGUCAUCAAGCGCUUCAAUGUCAAAGACAGCAACAAGGUCACAAAUCUUGACGAGAAGACCGUCUGGGGCGUCUGCACAAUUGAUGGCAACUACGAUGGCUGUGACGCAAGGAAUUUGUGCUGCAACAACUAUGCAGUGAGGAGCUUCUUCAAUGUCGCCAUUGAUAACGUCAAACAGCCGCUGAGGAACCAGUUUCAAGCGGCCCGGCACAAGGCCUUGGUGCUACUGGGUGAGUCGGUUGCAUGCCCAGCUGGCUACUUGCAGCAGGGCUACCUUGGCGCAGACAUUGACGGGUGCGGGCUCGAAAGUUGUGAUGGGAGGGCGAAAGUGGACACGAUCAAAGAGUGCAAAGAUCGCUGCGACACCCACAAUGACUGCGUCAGCUUCAACUACGCCCCGCCCAAUGCGAAGGAUCACGCCAAGGUGUGCACGCUCUACGAUAAAACCCAACCGACGCACAUCUAUAAGGAUGAAUUGGUCUUCUGCGCCAGGAAGCACUAUAAACUCGCGAAAAGCGGCGCAUACUGCCAAAAGCGGUGGUGGCUGGGCAAUCCAGCUCAUGGAAUCCCCAAUCUGGAUGCCUGCGCAGUGGCGGCGGCUAAGAAUCAACACUGCCACGGGAAGUACUUUCACUUUCAUGACUAUGGCAGUGGGGGCGGCGGCAAUUGCUAUUGCACGCUCGAUCUCUGUCCGGAGGCAGGGACGUCAGGAUUCCAUGGCCAAGGGCAUUGCAAUGAGGGGCUGGUUUAUAUGUCGACGGCUUGGGAGCUUGCCAGCAGCUCUGUCGGCGAGAAAGGCUUCGACACCGACAAGUUUGCCUCGUGGAAGGAGAGAGCCUGGACGCUGUGCCGAGAGAAAAAUUCGGCGACCAAGUUCAUCAGCGUUUGGAAGGAUGCGGGCUACCGAUGCUACACCUCAUCCACGUGCACUCCAUCUGGCCACACCAAUGUACAGACCUGGCAGCUUGUGUAG